Linum tenue is the source of this 1580-nucleotide messenger RNA. Lineage: Eukaryota; Viridiplantae; Streptophyta; Magnoliopsida; Malpighiales; Linaceae. The record is from the annotation of a GenBank genome assembly.
AUUCAUAACAUCAUAGGACAGACCCCCCCGCAAGAGUAAGAACAAGAACGGAAGAAAGAUCCCGGCCCCUACUUCCCCCUUUCUUCCCUUUUUAGUUCUUUCCGACUUUUUUUUUUUUUUUUUGGUUCCAGUCGAUUUUGACUUUCUCCUCUCUUCCCGAUUCUUCUCCAAUGGCGAUCGCUCCUCCUCCCGAUUCCCAAUCCGACCACCAGCACCAGGUAGCGGAAGAUAAGGCGGUGGCCGCUGCAUCUGGCGGAGAGAACAACCAGACGAGGAGAUGGACUCUCGGCGAUUUCGACAUCGGGAAACCCCUCGGGCGCGGCAAAUUCGGCCAUGUCUACCUCGCUCGUGAAAAAAGGAGCAAUCACAUCGUGGCCCUAAAAGUGCUGUUCAAGAGCCAGCUCCAGCAAUCGCAGGUGGAGCAUCAACUCCGCCGUGAAGUUGAGAUCCAGAGCCACCUCCGUCACCCCAACAUUCUCCGUCUCUAUGGCUACUUCUACGACCAGAAGCGAGUCUACUUGAUACUAGAGUACGCAGUCAAGGGUGAACUCUACAAAGAGCUUCAGAGAUGCAAGUACUUCAGCGAGCGGCGUGCUGCCACGUAUGUUGCGUCAUUGGCUCGAGCUCUGAUAUAUUGCCAUGGGAAACAUGUCAUCCACAGAGAUAUCAAGCCAGAGAACCUCCUGAUUGGUGCCCAGGGGGAGCUCAAGAUUGCCGAUUUUGGCUGGUCUGUGCAUACAUUCAACAGAAGGCGAACAAUGUGCGGGACAUUGGACUAUCUCCCACCUGAAAUGGUGGAAAGUGUAGAGCAUGAUGCUAGUGUAGAUAUUUGGAGCCUAGGUGUGCUGUGUUACGAGUUCCUCUACGGCACUCCUCCUUUUGAGGCUAGGGAACACUCUGACACAUACCGAAGGUAUGUACAAGUCUCAUUCAGACUUCCGAAUUGUUGCAUUUCUUGUGCGCUAUAUGCCCCCACUUAAACCGUAUGUUGCAAUGAUGGCAGGAUUGUGCAAGUGGAUCUCAAGUUUCCUUCAAAGCCUAUUGUAUCUGCUUCUGCAAAAGACCUAAUUAGUCAGAUGCUUGUCAAAGAUUCAUUCCAGCGUCUGCCACUACACAAGCUGCUCGAACAUCCAUGGAUUAUUCAGAAUGCCGAUCCCUCUGGCGUUUACAAGGGUUGAUAAGUGUAGAUGGAUGAUGCUAAGUAAACUACUCCCUGAAUCAAUGUAUGUGCUUAAAGACUCGAGCAUAAUCUCUUUGCAGUCACAUUAGAAGAGACUGAAGGCACCAGCAUGCUUUGUACUACUUACAGACUCGGUUGAACAAUGACCAUACCCUCUUCUUUCAUUCACCCUGUUAUGUACGAGGGGAUGAAUUGUUGCAGCGUAUUAUGUUAAUUCAUUCAUUUGGCCAAUAUAUAUAGCAAAAGUAUCCAUCUUCUGUUGUCAUUCGUGCUUGUCCAGUCUCUUUCUGGGACUAGUUGUGCUUGCCCAUUCAAAUGUCAAAGCGAAAUGCUCCUCGACAAUUUCUAAAUCCUUCACCUCAUCAAUUCAAUGAAAGAACGCAUGUAAUCCAACUAUGAC